AUGCUGUCACGCGAGAUCAUCAAUAUCCAGGCCGGCCAGGCCGGGAAUCAAGUUGGGGAAAGCUUCUGGGAGAUGCUCCUGGCGGAGCAUGGUCUUGAUAAGUCCGGACUGUAUGUAGGAUCUGAUCCCCAGCAGAUCGAGAGGGCUGGGGUCUACUUCACCGAGGUCAAUCCCGACGGUCACUCAAAAUACGUGCCGCGAAGUGUGCAAGUCGACCUCGAGGCAGGCGUAUGUAAUAGGAUUCUAGGGGGACCUUUGGGGCACCUGUUCCGCCCGAACACGUUCUUGACAGGCGAAGUCGGAGCAGGCAAUAAUUGGGCAAAGGGAUUCUACACUGAAGGUGCUGAGCUUGUGGAUUCUAUUUUGGAAAUUGUUAGGCAACAGGCGGAGAACUGCGAAUCUCUCCAGGGAUUUCAAUUACUGCACUCGUUAGGAGGUGGAACGGGGGCGGGGCUCGGGUCGCUGCUGCUCUCGAAACUGCGUGAAGAGUACCCCGACCGAAUGCUUGCCACAUUCUCGAUAUUACCGUCUCCCAAGGUCUCAGAGACUGUUGUCGAACCCUACAACGCGCUGCUCUCGAUCCACCAACUGGUCGAUAGCGGUGAUCUCACGUUCUGCAUCGACAACGAAGCACUAUAUGACAUCUCAAUGCGCACGCUCAAAGUCAAGGCUCCAACGUUCCCGGAUCUGAACGGAGUCAAUUAUCGCGCGGGUGAUGUGCGGGGUCAGCACGAGUCUGCGCUUCCCCGGGCAGCUGAACGGCUGCACUUCCUCAUGCCGAGCUACGCGCCCCUGUACGACCCGAAGGCCAAGCAGUUCCAGAAGUCGUCCGUUCCUGAGCUGGUGCAGCAACUUUUCGACCGACGCAAUUUGCUGGUUGCCUGUGAUCCUCGCUAUGGUCGCUAUCUAACGGCUGCUACGAUCUUCCGCGGCAAGAACGGCUCCCGAGAUGUGGACGUUGCUAUACGUGAUCUACAAACCAAGAACUCUGCGCAAUUCGUCGAAUGGAUUCCGGAUAAUGUGUCGGUCUCUCUGUGCUCCGUCCCACCUGUAGGCCAAACGCAAGCCGCUACUGCGCUGAUCAACUCGACUUCCAUCCAAGAACUCUUCAAGCGCACGCUCACAGGCUUUUCCGCAAUGUACAAGCGCGGUGCUUUCCUCCAUUGGUAUACGGGCGAGGGCAUGGAUACGAUGGAGUUUACGGAAGCCGAGAGUAACGUCCAGGAUCUUAUUGCCGAAUACCAGCAGGCAAGCAUCACAUUCUCCUCCUUUGGUCGUGCAACAUCUCACAUCGUUUACCUUUGCAGUAUCAAGAAGCUAGCGUUGACGAAGACGAAGAAGUUGCGAUUCAGGAUCAUGGAGACCGGUUUGAAUGGCGGUAUGCCCCCGCGAUUCGUGGAUUUGAAGCAGGAAAUCGCCAGUUCGUAUCCUGACUUCGAGCAGCGGGCUACCAAAGCAUGGAAUGAGAUUCUAGUUGCGUUGGAGGAGGUUACGAAGAGUAUCGCAGAAGGGGGGUCCGAGAGCAUAGCCCAAGUAAAUUUUAGCCAAUUGGAUUCGCUGACAUCGUCCGAAAUAGAGAGCAUCAAGCGGAAGGGGUGCGUGGUGAUUAGAGACGUUGUAGAUGAUGCAGAGGCGAGAGGGUGGAAGGAUGCAUUGGAGGAGUUCAUCAAGUCGAAUCCAGAUGUUGAGGGCGUUCCUCCUGACAACAAGCAAUUUUUCCAGCUCUUUUGGACGAAGUCCCAGGUUCUCGCGAGGUCGCAUCCUAACAUGCUAGCGGCACAAGUUUGGGCGAACAACCUGUAUCAUAUUAAAUCUGGACGAACCCCAGAGGGAGUCGACCUUUCGACCCCACUAUCCUACGCCGACCGCUUCCGUAUCCGCCGCCCAGGUAUUCGCUGGGAUGUACACCCUCCCCAUGUUGAUGGGGGCGCAAUUGAACGAUGGCAAGACGAGCAGUUCAGAACAUGUUUUACCGAUAUACUGUCUGGGAACUGGCGUGCACACGAUCCGUAUGACUUAGAAGGUCGCCUUAACGCGCGUUCGUCUCUUUAUGGGCGCCCGAAUCAAUCCACUGUAUUUAGAACCUUUCAAGGGUGGCUUGCGUUAAGCGAAACCGCACCAACCCAGGGAACCCUCAAGGUCUUUCCCGAUGUGCUGAUAUCCAACGCGUACUUAAUCCUUCGCCCUUUCUUCCGCCCGCGGGUCACCGAGGAUCCCCAAGCCUUGCUUGACCCCCAAAACUGGGCGUUCGAUAUCUCUACGCCGGAAUUUCCUGGUAUCUUCCCUAGGGAUGGUGGAUUCGCUGGGCCUCGCCCUACCCCUGCACUCCAUCCACAUCUCAGACUCGAUCAAACGAUGACUUCCGUACCAGCAGUGAAGCCAGGAGAUAUGGUCUUCUGGCAUUGCGAUGUGAUUCAUUCCGUGGAAGAAGAGCAUACCGGUCAGGAAGAUUCUGCAGUGAUGUAUAUACCAGCCGUACCAUCAACGCCGCAGAACGAGGCUUAUGUCAAGGGACAAUUUGAUGACUUCGUGAAAGGUAAACGGCCGGCCGACUUCCCCAAAGGCCAGGACGAAAUCGGUUUCGUAGGGGUCGGGAGGCCUGAGGAUGUGGUGAAUCCUUUAGGAAGAAGGGCUAUGGGCGCUCCAGUAGAGGUGAUGUAA
This is a messenger RNA of Pleurotus ostreatus (oyster mushroom), 2661 nucleotides long. RefSeq lists its product as uncharacterized. The transcript is spliced from 31 exons. Gene Ontology annotation, cellular component: cytoplasm; microtubule. NCBI's taxonomy places the organism in Eukaryota, Fungi, Basidiomycota, Agaricomycetes, Agaricales, Pleurotaceae. The coding region runs from base 1 to 2661 and encodes 886 amino acids. Gene Ontology annotation, biological process: microtubule cytoskeleton organization; mitotic cell cycle. The record is from RefSeq and is a predicted model, not a curated record. Gene Ontology annotation, molecular function: GTPase activity; GTP binding; structural constituent of cytoskeleton.